This is a messenger RNA of Condylostylus longicornis, 3635 nucleotides long. Its product is annotated as kinesin-like protein Klp10A. The coding region runs from base 143 to 3367 and encodes 1074 amino acids. Gene Ontology annotation, biological process: microtubule-based movement. The transcript has 10 exons. Gene Ontology annotation, molecular function: microtubule motor activity; ATP binding; microtubule binding. Lineage: Eukaryota; Metazoa; Arthropoda; Insecta; Diptera; Dolichopodidae. The record is from RefSeq and is a predicted model, not a curated record.
CCUAAUAUACACAAAUAUUAAGAAAAAAUUUAAUGAAAUUCAGAACUUGAAAACUAUAUUGUUAAUUUGUUAAUCAGUUUUAAGUGAACCUAUAAUUAAAUAAUAAAAAAGAUUACAACUGAAAACAUUUAUUUUGUAAAAAAUGCCGUCGUGGUUUAAAAAACAUUUUAGUUGUUUUCGUCGUGAACAAAGUGAUUUGGCUGUGAUUUCAAAAAAACGCUCAACAAAUUCAAAACGACAAUCAUCAAAAUUUCAACAGGAACAUCAAAAUCAAUAUGAUUCAACAUCAUUAGCUGAUGUUGACGAUAAUAAAAAUACAAUAAAAUCAAUAUCAUCAUCAUUAUCACCAGAUUCAAUUGAUGAGAAAUUUCGUAAUAUUCAUGAAAUUCCAAUAUCAUCACCAUCUUCAAAAGAAGAAAAAGAAAUAGAUUAUAAUAAUGAUGGAGAUGAUGGUGAUACAUCACAUGAAGAUGAUUCUACUACAAAAAAUGUAGGAUAUAUAAAAAUCUAUACAAAUUCUAAUUCAAGACGAAAAUCAUCUGGAACAACAACAUCAUCAAUAUAUCCACCAAGACGACCAAUUUUAACAUCAUCAUCAUCAUCGAUACGACGAAAAUCACCACGUCGAAAAUCACCAAAUCGUCGUAAAAAUAAUACAGAAACAUUUUCGAAAAAGAAAUCAGCAAAUAUUGGUAAUAAUUUAAAUAGUCGAAAUAGUAGUGGCGCUAGUGGUGGUGAUAGCGGUAAUAGUAAUAUUCAUAGCAAUAAGAAUUGUGAUGGUAAUAAACAAAUUAGUGAAAAACGAAAGCAAUUAAAAUUAUUAAUACAACAAAAUCGUAAUAAUUCCAAUUAUGAGAAAAAUCUUAAUGCAAAUCAAUUUUUAAAUAAUAAAAGUGCCAAUAAUAUUAAUAAUUUUGGUGAUAAUAAUUAUAAUAAUGAUAUUGAAGAUGAUGAUGAUUAUGAUGAUAGUGAAAAAAAUGAUGGUCGUGUACAUUCAGCUGUUAUAUCAAAAAUAAAUAAUGAUGCUAGAUCAAUAACAGUUGAAUGGUAUGAAAGAGGUGAAACCAAAGGUAAAGAAGUUGAAUUAGAUGCAAUUUUAGCUUUGAAUCCAAAUCUUGUUAAGCAACAAGAUCAAGGUUUUCAUAUUGAAGAAGAUGAAAUUGAAAAUAGAAAUAGUAAUAACGGUAUGGAUGGAAGUUUUUUGUCUAGAUUACAAAAUGCAAAAUGUAAUGAACCGGAAGCUAAAAAAGUUGCAACAGCACCAAAUAAUUUAGCUAGGGAUCCGUCUCAAUCAUCAAUUGAUGAGGAAGAUGAAAAUGAUGUUGAUGAUGAUGAAGAAGAUUAUAUUGAUGAUCCAGAUGAUUUAGAACAAAUGCGUAGCAGUGCUGGUGGACAAUCUAUAACUGCUAAUAGUAGUACUGGAACAACAGGAGGCGGUGGCAAUAAUGGUGGCGGUGGUAAUACUUUACCAAUACGUCAAACAUCUGCAAAAUCUUCAGUGAAUCCUACACAUGGUGCUAUUAGAGUUAUGAACAGAUUGAAUAACACUCAAAAUGGACAUCGCACAAACCGUACAACACUAUCAAGUGCUAACGGUAGUCAUAUGGAAAAUAUUCCACCAUCAAAUCAACCACCACAACCGACUGGUUUAGCAAAAUCACGUUCAACAACAAAUGCAUCAAAAAUGUCAAUAACAGGUUCACAAGCAUCACAAAUAGCCCAACCAAGACGUUCAUAUGUUGUUAAAGAGGUUGAAAGGCUUAAAGAGAAUCGUGAAAAACGUCGUGCUAGGCAAGCUGAAUUAAAAGAGGAGAAAAAUGCAUUAAUGAAUAUGGAUCCGGGUAAUCCAAAUUGGGAAACAGCAGCAAUGAUUCGAGAUUUUCAAAGUACAUUAGAAUUCCGACCGUUAGUUGAUGGCCAACCAGUUGAGGAUCAUCAAAUUACUGUAUGUGUAAGAAAAAGACCAGUUAGUCGCAAGGAACAGAUGCGUAAAGAAAUUGAUGUGAUAUCAGUGCCUAGCAAAGAUACUCUUAUGGUUCAUGAACCAAAAACAAAAGUUGAUUUAACAAAAUUCUUAGAAAAUCAUAAAUUUCGUUUUGAUUAUGCAUUUGAUGAUACUUGUUCAAAUGAAAUUGUUUAUAAAUAUACAGCAAAGCCUUUAGUUCGGACAAUAUUUGAAGGUGGUAUGGCAACAUGUUUUGCAUAUGGUCAGACUGGUUCAGGCAAAACACAUACUAUGGGUGGUGAAUUUAAUGGUAAAAUACAAGACUGUAAAAAUGGUAUUUAUGCUAUGGCAGCUAAGGAUGUAUUCGCAUACCUAAAUAGUUCACGAUACAAUCAUUUAAAUUUAGUUGUAUCAGCAAGCUUUUUUGAAAUUUAUAGUGGAAAAGUUUUCGAUUUACUUUCUGAUAAACAAAAACUUCGUGUACUAGAAGAUGGUAAACAACAAGUUCAAGUUGUAGGGUUAACUGAAAAAGUUGUAGAAAAUGUUGAAGAAGUAUUAAAAUUAAUUCAACAUGGUAAUACUGCACGUACAUCUGGUCAAACAUCAGCAAAUCAAAAUUCAUCUAGAUCACAUGCUGUAUUUCAAAUUGUAUUAAGACCACCUGGUUCAACAAAAAUUCAUGGAAAAUUUUCAUUUAUUGAUUUGGCUGGUAAUGAACGUGGUGCUGAUACAUCAUCAUCAAAUCGUCAAACAAGAAUGGAAGGAGCUGAAAUUAAUAAAUCAUUAUUAGCAUUAAAAGAAUGUAUUAGAGCAUUAGGUAAACAACAUGCUCAUUUACCAUUCCGUGUAUCAAAAUUAACACAGGUAUUAAGAGAUUCAUUUAUUGGUGAGAAAAGUAAAACAUGUAUGAUUGCAAUGAUAUCACCUGGUUUAAGUUCAUGUGAACAUACAUUAAAUACAUUACGUUAUGCUGAUCGUGUUAAAGAAUUAGUUUAUAAAGAUGCACCAGAACGUAAUGAUGAUAUGAUGGAACAAAUGGAUGAUGAAGAUAUUAAAAAUGGUGAAUUAAAUGAAAAUGAAUUAGCACAUUUGAGAUCAUUAAAUGAACAAGACAUGACAGAUGAAUUAUAUAAUCAACAUGCCGCUAUAUCAGAAUUACAACAAACUGAAGAAAUGGUUGUUGAUCAACAUAAGGCUCUAAAUGAUUUUCUCCUUAAAUUUGUUGCUGAAAGUCGAGACUUAUAUAAUUUGACAAAUUAUGUUGAUUAUGAUCAAGACGCUUAUUGUAAACACGGUGAAGAUAUGUUUACACGAUUAGUUGAAGCUGCUUCACAGGUACGUGAUUCAAUGGCAGAAUUUCGAUCAAAAUUAGCCCAAGAAGAGAUGUUAUCGUGUACAAUAAAACCAACAUCGAGGCACUAAAAUAUUUAAUUAAUUUUUAAAAAUAAAAACAAAGAGAAAUAAUUGGAAAAAUUUAAAUUAAAAAAAAAAAAUAAAAAAUAUUAAUGAUUAUCCUUAAAAACAAAAAAGAAAAAAUAAUUCAACUAAAUUUUCAACUAAAAUUUAACAUUAUAUUUAAUUAAAUAAAGAAUUAAAAUUAAAAAAAAAACACAAAAACCCAGUCUCUAUAAUAUUAAAAAAUAUAUAAAUAUAAUAACAUAUGUGUAUAUAUAUAUAUAUAUAUAUAUAU